This is a messenger RNA of Anopheles funestus (African malaria mosquito), 6515 nucleotides long. RefSeq names its product optomotor-blind protein (gene bi). The record is from RefSeq and is a predicted model, not a curated record. NCBI's taxonomy places the organism in Eukaryota, Metazoa, Arthropoda, Insecta, Diptera, Culicidae. Gene Ontology annotation, molecular function: DNA-binding transcription factor activity, RNA polymerase II-specific; RNA polymerase II cis-regulatory region sequence-specific DNA binding. The transcript is spliced from 9 exons. Bases 1436 to 3715 code for a protein of 759 amino acids. Gene Ontology annotation, cellular component: nucleus. Gene Ontology annotation, biological process: cell fate specification; positive regulation of DNA-templated transcription; regulation of transcription by RNA polymerase II.
GAAGUUGGAAGGCGUCUGGUAGCGACGCGUUUUGCGACAAAACGGCGACGAUGACGAGCUGCGGCCGAGACUGAGCGAAUCAGUGAGAAAAACUCGUUCACCGAGCGCGGACAACGACGGCCUCUGAACAAGCAUAACCACGGUUCCGACACACGGUGUGGGAGCAAACACGGUGACGACGGUCGGCGAAAAAUCACGUCCGUUCGACCACCGUUCGACACGAUUAGCAAAACGUCCCAAGCCCGAGGACUUGUUGGUACGGACUGCUCUGCGGUCACCAAACAUCCGUGUGUAUGUGUGUGCGUGUGUGUAUGUGUGCAUGUGCGUAUUUUAAUUUGCGCUUGCAAAACGGCUACAAAAGUUUGUUCCUUGUUUCGUGUUUGUGGUUUUAAGUUUUGUGCUAAUUUGCAACGAUUUUUUUCUUGUGCAAUUAGCAUUCGAAGUAAAUUUUAUGUUUUUCUGUGUGCAAAUUGUGUGACAAUGUUGGAAGGUUUUGUGUGAAUGCUUAAGCAAAAACCAUAAAGAAAAUUAUCGAGAAAAAAACAACACUUUUUAAAAGUGAAAAGUGCCAUCAUCGUACGAUUACUGUAGUGUAAACAUUUAAAUACAGCUCUACUGUGGUAUAUAACGUGUACGGUACACAUCCAAUGAAAUACAAAUCAUUAGCAAAGUGAAUAAGAAAAAGGUUAACAAACAAAAUAUUUGUGUUCUGAUCGGCUUUCAAACCAACACGGUGAACUAAAUGUUGGUCUAAUGAUUGAAAGUGACCAUCAAAACAUCGAAUCUAUUUUGAUGGGAAAAGUCUCAUAUAUGAAUCGAGUAACACUUUUUACCAAUUGUGUGGAAUUGUUCAAAUAACUGGUCUAACGUUCUAACUAGCGUGUACCAAUAAUAUCCUAAAAGCGCGUCCCGUGAUUCAACAAAUUAACAUCUGAACGUGAAAAUUAGUUGCGAGGCCAGUAUCAGCGCAACCCAUAUGACUAGUGUUUGGUGAAAAGUGAAAUAAAAAAUCACUCGAAUGCAAAACGAAAUGGUGCGCAUAAUGUAGAUCAGCUGACGAAUGUUGAUGUGCCCGGUGGUGAUAGGAAAAUAGCAGAAAAGAAAAGAAAAAGUGAUAAAAUGGAUCGAAAGAUUUUUUGAAACGAUGUGAUGUGGUUUGUUGUGGUGUGGUUUGCAAAAAAAAGGUGAAUUGGUGAAUUGUACCACGAUCGUGCCCGUGUGCAGUGUGAAUUGAAUUGGUUGCGUUUUUCGGGACCUUAGGAAUCGGGGUCCGGGAAAGAAAAGUAGCUUUGAAAAAAACAACAACAAACCGCCCCCGGGUGAAGCUAGUGCGCCGAAGGUCCGUACACGGCUCAUACCUCCCGACCAGGUCAGUGUGCGGGAGACGGCUGGCGUAACCAGUGAACCGCCCGUUCCCAAUCCUGGUGAUGUUGUAAUGAGAUACGACGGCCAAGAACUGCUCCAAUCUGACGACUUCAGUAGGCCGGCGAAGGGAAUGGCCUAUCAUCCAUUCCUGCAGCUACCGCGACCGACUGACUUCAGCGUCUCGUCGCUGUUGACCGCGGGUUCGCCGCCGUCAGCGCAAGCCCAGCAGCAAAACUCGCCGGCGGCGGCCGCCGCAGCCGCGGCCGCCAUCAACAUGGCGGCCACGGCAGCCAGCCAAGCGCCACCCGGUGCCGGCGGUCCGCCCUCCUACUUCCCGGCGGCCGCCCUCGCCGCCCUGUCCGGUGGGCCCGGUGCCGGUGGUCCACCGCCCUCCCAUCUGUAUCCGGGCGCACUGCUACCGAAGCUGCCGCCGCACCACCCGCACGCCCACCAUCCGCUCGGGACGGCGUACACGACCGCGGAGGAUGUGGUGCUGGCGGCGGUCGCCGCCCAUCAACAUCAUCCGGCGAUGCGGCCACUGCGCGCAAUGCAACCGGAGGACGACGGUGUGGUGGAUGAUCCGAAGGUGACACUCGAAGGGAAGGAGCUGUGGGAGAAGUUCCACAAGCUCGGCACUGAGAUGGUCAUCACCAAAAGCGGCAGGCAAAUGUUUCCGCAGAUGAAAUUUCGCGUGUCUGGCCUAGACGCGAAAGCAAAGUAUAUUCUGUUGCUCGACAUCGUGGCAGCGGAUGACUACCGGUACAAGUUUCACAACAGUCGGUGGAUGGUGGCAGGGAAGGCGGAUCCGGAAAUGCCGAAGCGCAUGUACAUCCAUCCGGAUUCGCCAUCGACCGGCGAACAGUGGAUGCAGAAGGUGGUCUCGUUUCACAAGCUGAAGCUUACCAACAACAUUAGUGAUAAGCACGGAUUUGUUGGCGAUGCCUCCACCGUUUGGACAAUCCUGAAUUCGAUGCACAAGUACCAGCCUAGAUUUCAUUUAGUUCGAGCGAACGAUAUACUGAAGCUACCGUACUCGACGUUUCGUACCUACGUGUUUAAGGAAACCGAAUUCAUAGCCGUAACUGCAUAUCAAAAUGAAAAAAUAACGCAAUUGAAGAUAGAUAAUAAUCCUUUCGCGAAAGGAUUUCGUGAUACUGGUGCCGGUAAACGGGAAAAGAAUACGGGUUUCAGUUGUUCUGCUUUCAGGCAAUCGCUGAUGGGACAGCGAAGCUCCGACGGUGACAAGCUCAGUCCGAGCUCCGUCAGCUCGUCGCGCGGUCCAGCUGGUUUGGACCACCGAACGAAUAGCAUAUCAGCGCUGGACGAUGACGACAAGUUGUUGGACGUGGUCGGACCACCGCAAAGCCCACUACUCUCGCUCAGCCAGCAGAUGCACCAUCAUGCGUCAGGAUGGUUUAACUUCGAGGAUGUGCAGCGUGCAGAGGAAGCGAUGCGAAGGCGCCUCCAGUCGGACGAGAACGAGCGGGAUGGUAGCGACUCGAACUGCUCGGACAGCGUGUCAGGAAGCACAGGUGCCUUUCGUCCGACCUCGGGCAGCCCGAAGGAAUCGUCCAGCAGUGCCGGAACAUCCUACCCCUCGCCCAACAUCUCCGUCGGGCCACCGAUUCACCCGCCACCUCACCUGCUGCCCUAUCUCUACCCGCACGGUCUGUACCCACCGCCGCAUCUUUCCCUGCUGCACAAUCCGGCUGCUGCGGCCGCGAUGAACCCGAGCCUGCUGUUCAACGCACAGCUGGCGCUUGCCGCCCAACAUCCGGCCUUCUUCGGGCACUAUUCGGGCCACUCGCCCACCUCGCCACUCCACGGUCUGAAGGGCCAUCGGUUCUCGCCGUACAGCUUACCGUCGGGGCUAGGGUCGGCCUUUGAUGCGGUCACGCCCGGUUCCAACUCGGCCGGCGCCCGUAGCCUCAGCAGCAGUCCACAUCCCCGCGCUGCCUCCAACUCACCUCCGACCCGACCCAUCUCCGUCUCGCCGACACCCACCCAACAUCCGACCUCGCCAACGACGGCGGACGCGAAUGCGGCCGCCAACAUGCCACCGGUCCCGAACAGCAGCAUAGCACCGCCCCCACCACCACCACCAAUACCACCCUCACAACCUUCCGCACCGACGGCACAACCACCCUCGGCCGCUUCCAUCAUGUCACCAGGUUCGGGUGGUCCACCACCGUCACUGGGACCGCCGCCACCCUCCUCCAACUCACCGUCGGAGCUGAAAAGCAUCGAAAAGAUGGUGAAUGGACUAGAGGUGAAGCACAACAUCAAUGGCAGCACGGUAACGGUCGACAGUAAUGGCGCGAAAAGUCACCAUCUUGCGCACGAUCAGUGACGUAUGGUGAGCGGCGAGUAUCAUGCCACUACCGGGCUGUAUGAUCGGGGCGCAUCCAUCGAGAGCGGUGGGGUCGGGAUCGGAGGUCCCAACCUUGACCAGGGCAUGUGACAGUUAGCGAUCGGUCCUGGCGAUGCACUCCACUACGGUUCCAUGUCGUAGUGCCCACGUAAGCACACCGGACGGUCCGUUUGUACAUAGCAGCAGGCACUGUUUUAGGGUCCCUUUUUAGUCGGGAGAAAAUCUCCUGAUCUCCUUACCAGCGACGCAGAACAGUGCAGUGUUCCGCAGCGUGUACCCGUGUCGCUCUUAACAUCCUUUCCGUUCUUUCCCUUUUUGUUUUCGUUACACCAUCGGUCACCACUCAUCGUCCGUGUUCCGUUUCUGUUUUUGAAUAACGCCGAAGCGUGUGUCACAACUUACCAAAGAACAUCACCGCUAUGAAGAGAACUCUCUCGCGGGAUCUGUGCGUGAGACAGAUCAGGCCAAGGGAAAUGAAUGCAUCGUUUUGAUAAUAAUUCCAUACACACCUGCAAAGAAGGAAUUUUCUACAGACAAAAACUACAUUCAGUUGAGUAGAUUCUUUUUCUGCUAAUGAAUACUUACAAAAACAUACAAACACUUACACAAUUACUCACUCGCCCGCAAAAUUAUUACUAAGUCACCCAUUUGUGGUGAUGAAGAAAUCACGCAAUCAGUAUAAACACACAAUAUGAAGCAAAAACGAUGAACGAAAAAAUUCACCACGAACACACGUCUCACGCCUCUCACAGUACACGCAAAACACGCUACAAAGGAUAUAAUGUAAUAAGUCGAAACAGAGCAAAACAUCUACCAAUAUCCGAAAGGAAAAUGAAGAAAUGUAAAUGUUGUACAUACUGAAGUUGCAGAUAACAGAUGAGAGAAGAAAAAACACCGAUAUAAUUAGCUUAUUAUCAAGAAAAACAACUCUCCAAACACAUCUGCAUGGGAAAAAGGUAUUAAAAAAAUCACAGAAAACAGCCAGAAGGAAAGCAAUACAAAUCUAGGCAAGAGUGGUAAAAGCAUAGAGGCAUGCAGAUUUUGCAUUUUGGUCCAUUCUUUCCAACACUAAAUUCGUAAGGAUUGUGCACCGAAGUUUUCCUACUGCCUGUGGGCCAUUACGUGGGCCAGCCAAGUGGAGUUAUUUAAUUUUCGUUUUAAAACAAACCUUUAUCCCCUCUCUCUCUCUCUCACACGCACACACAACCAAACACACUAAAAGUGUGAGCGUAAACCGUUUGACAGCUAUUCAGCAAAUUGCGAACUAUUCAAAUAAUGUUUAGAAUAGUUAGAAAAGUUUUGUCUCGCCUAAACAAAAAAAAAAGUUAAGAUCGUUUUAUGUUUAAAUUAAUACACUCAAAAGCAUUUGAUGAAAGUAGCCGACCCGAGGUGCAGUGAACAUUAUUUAUUAUCCAAUUGCUUUCCUUUCUCAUUCUUUCGGCCAACCCUUUGAACUGUUUAUCGCCUAGUUUUUGUUAACCUUCUGUUAAUUGUUGUUCUAUUACUCAUUAGUCUCUGUUCAGCAUCGAAACAGUGGAGGGUUUCUGCCUCAACACGAUCUUACCAUGAACGCCGUUCGACUCACCACAAGGUGUUGGUGUAUGUGUGCGUUGGCUGACAAGUGUGAUAAUUUAUUGAUUUACGAUAUCUAUUGCUGAUUGAAUCAUACACAAAAACAACCCUUUACCCUCUCACCAUCUCUCACCCCUUGGUUGGAGGAUGUAGGCGUCAUGAAUAGCAAAAAAAAAGCAGAGCUUAGUAGAAAUGUAGACAAAAUGGUGUUAGGUUUAUCGCUCACUAGCCACAGUAUCGUUUAGUUCGCUUAUACUUAUUAGCGUUGUGAGUUUGUUUUCAUGUGUUUCAACACCCAGGCAAAAGCAAAACAAAACCGAAUGGCAAAGCAAAACGUAUCCCGCCCUCCGCCGCAGGGUUGGUUUCCUAGGGAAGAAAAUGGCCGAACAGAUUGUAAAUAGAGUACCGUGAGUCGACGAGAAAGUGACACAAAAAUCAUUUCUGCUACACUGCAAGUUGUAUUUUUUAAUUUACCUUGACGCAAUAACAAAAAAAAAACAACAUUAGGGCAUGGCUUUAAUGGUAUUAUCAAGAAAGCGAUAACGAAGAAGUCAAACAAAGUUAAAAACACACAUAGAAAGUAAUGAAAGCAAAAAAAAACGCGAGGAUUAAAAAGAAAUAAAUUAAAAACAACAACAAAAUGCACACUUACAGUUCCAUUACUGUAACGCAAUGGGGAAAAGAAAUGAAACAAACAAAGAAACAAAUACGAACGACAAAAAUACACAUUUAUAAAUGCAUUUAGUGGAAUUAUUUGUCUGCGCUAGGACUAACCAACCUGCCCAGUGAUGGUUACAUUUGAUAGUUUGUAAUGGACAGACACGUGUGUGUAUACGUGCAACCGACACACUUACACAUCCGAGCGCAGAGGUAAAAAAUUGUUAAAAGAUACGAAUAAAAGUUGAAAAAAGAAAAGCAAAAUAAAACAAUUUAAAAAAAAACAAACGAAAUCAAAGUCAGUACAGAAAAGAAUGUGUGCACGUAAAACCAACAACUAGAACAACAACACAACCUUAGACUAUUUUUGUAAGUCGUAAAAGAGCAAUAAUUGAAGUAGUUAAGGCAGGAGCGAAGGUUAAAUAUAUAAAACUACAAACUGCAAAAGGGAGAAGAAAAAAAAACUGGAAACACAAAACAAAACACAAAAAAACUAUUUUAAGAAAUAAAAAUUCAAAAUAUUACAAAAUAGAAAAAAACUGAAACCUUA